GGAAGGUCCUUUUUCACCUAGCAGUCACCAUCUCGUACAGCAUUUCCUCGACCUUUUGACUCUCUUACAACACCCCAGUGCGUUAAGGUUUGGAUUAUUUAAAUUUUCGUCAUUUCCUGUCUUUUCGAAUCACAGCACAAUUCCUCCAUGACGCGGAUUACCAGCGAAUCCAUAAGCUCUAAUUCACAUCCUAUCCAUAGGCUCCGUCAAAAGAAAAUGCAGAAAUAUCAAACGGCUUCCAUUGUGAAAUCAGAGCCGAAAGAAGAACCGGCCGACACAAUCAUCCACCUUCGUUCCCCUUCGCCUCCCAAAGAUUUGGGAUGGGACCAUCCCAACGAGUUGGACUACAGAGAUGCGUCUGGAUGGUCCAAGGACGACAUCAUUAAACAUCUCGUCACUCACUCAUUCUCGGUCCCAGGACGUACACAUCGUUCGAAAUGGGCUACUAUAACCUCGGCAGAUGGGUCAACAACGGUAGUCCCGAACGUAUACCGUAUACCGCUGAUGUUCGUGGGAGAAUUCAUGUGGAGCUCCCUCCGGUUGGUCUUGGGUGACGACAAGGAGUGGGCCGAAUUCAAGACAGGAAUCCUGCAUGUAUCGAGGCUUUGUAAAGCGUUCUUGGAUGAAGUUAGGCGAGCAAUGAGUGAAGAAGGCAUUGGAAGAAGCUGGAGAUGUGCGAUGUUUGAUAGGGCCCUCGUUCGAUAUCGUAUGGGGUGGUUGCUAUCCCACCCAAAGUACCUGAAGGAAUUUUGGGAGAUGUAUGGCGAGGAAGAGUAUCGGAAAGAUGCUGUCAAAUCUGUUAUGGUGCUGAUAAGCGUAGAUUGGAAACGACUGGUUACGAAAGGACUCAAGGGAUUCAAACUUGAUGAAGAGCAGAUAGAGGGCGGGGUUAUGGCCGUCCGGUGGAUGAGUGGGCUAAAGGAGGUUGCCGGCGCUUGGAUAUGGGAUACGAACGAAAAAUCACCGCUCCCUGCGAGGAAUGCGCAAGACUAUCUGGAGUCUUGGCAGCGCACAAAGCUCUGGGGGGACCGGCCCGUGGCACCGUCUAUAUCAGCCGUCAAUACCCUUCCAACGAAAACGCAUGCUUUGGAAUCUUGUGAUCCGGAGAUUUCAGUCGCACCUCCCGGAUUAGGCUGUGACUCCGUCGCUUUUGCCAUACCGUCUCCAUCACCCGAACUCUUCAAGCUCUUGGGUCUAAAAUUCCAAUCCCAAGAACAGCGUAUCGCAUCCCUGGAAAAUGAGGUCGCCUUACUCAGGAAAUCAGCAGGAAUUAGAGCGACCGUAACCAUUCCCGAACACGCGGUCGCCUUUGUCCCGACCCCCAAUUUCCCAGAACUCUCCGACCCGGACUGUUCGACGAGCUUCUGGAGAAAUCCCUUGGAACAGCUGUUAGAUGUGGAUAUGGAUAUGGAUGAGGGUGCUACCCUGUCUUUCGUUAAACUGCGAGCCUGA
This is a messenger RNA of Desarmillaria tabescens, 1452 nucleotides long. RefSeq lists its product as uncharacterized. Lineage: Eukaryota; Fungi; Basidiomycota; Agaricomycetes; Agaricales; Physalacriaceae. The transcript is spliced from 3 exons. The record is from RefSeq and is a predicted model, not a curated record. Bases 148 to 1452 code for a protein of 434 amino acids.